CAGUGUCCUGGAGCUUCGCCCCUGUUACCAGAAUCCCAAAUAUGGUUAUUUUUCCCAAAAACCCAAAAAUUGAACAGGCCCAGAAAUCGAACAGAUAAAUUCUCCUUCCUACAAUUGCAUCGACAAAUUCUCCUUCCUACAAUUGCAUGCUCGCCAUCUUUGACCGUAUGGUCGGGGAGAUUAUGGCGGUGUUUAUGGACGAUUUCUUGGUUUAUGGAGACUCAUUCUCUCACUGUCUCCAUAACCUGGAACUCGUCCUUAAACGGUGUGAAGAAACGAACCUAGCAAUGAGUUGGGAGAAGUGCCACUUCAUGGUUCGUGAGGGCAUAGUUCUGGGGCAUAAGAUCUCCAAGAUGGGAAUUGAGGUGGACAAAGCAAAGAUUGAGACUGUCAGCAAGCUGCCGCCUCCUACAUCUGUUAAGGGGAUCCAGAGUUUUUUAGGCCAUGCAGGGUUCUAAAGGCAGUUCAUCAAGGAUUUUUUCAAAGAUCGCCCUUCCCCUGUGUUUACCACUAAAUAAAUUACUCAAUACCACAUUGAGUAUUUUCAAGGAGUGGUAGUGAGUUAUAAGGCCAACUUAACCAUGUUAAUUAAAUUGGUUUAAACCGGGCCUAAAUGAUAGUAUUUUGGGCUUUAUACCAGGUACCUCAACACACACCACUUGACCCACCACACACCCACCUAUCACGCAAGGGGGGUCAAGUGCCAAGCGUUGACACCCGUCAACAUCAACCACCCAAGUCGUGGAGACCCAACCACAAGGGGGUCAUCGCGAGUACCCCUUUUGUCGUGGUGGCAAAGAGAGCCAAAAUUUGGCUAAGCGUUGAGACCCACAACACAAGGGGGGUCAAGCAUGACAUCAUGCAAGGGGGGUCAUGCAUGACACCGUCCAAGGGGUUCAAGCAUGACAUCACCCAAGGGGGGUCAUGCAUGAUACCGUCCAAGGGGGGUCAAGCACCUACCUACCUUGCGCUAGGAUAUCAAGCAUGAUGUUGUGCAAGGAGGGCCAUCACAAUUACCCCUAUACAUGAUGGGGAAGAAGGAAAAAAUUGGCUAAGUGUUGAGACCCAUAGCACAAGGGGGGUCAAGCAUGACAUCAUCCCCGGGGGGUCAAGCAUGACAUCGUCCCAGGGUGGUCAAGAAUGAUGUCAUGCAAGUGGGGUCAAGCACUAUGAUAUCUACCUAUCUCGCGCUAGAGUGUCAAGCAUGAUGCCAUGCAAUGAGAGCUAUCACGAGUACCCCUAGACAUGAUGCGACAAAAGAAGGUGAAAAUUGGCUAAGUAUGGAGAUCCAACCACAAGGGGGGUCAUGCAUGAUACCGUCCAAGUGGGGUUAUGUCUGAUAUCGUCCAAGGGGGUCAAGCACCAGGUACCAUGAUACCCAACCACAAGGGGGGUCAAGCGUGACAUCAUCCCAGGGGGGUCAUGCAUGACACCGCAAUGGGGUCAACGUGCAAGGACAUCAUCACGAGUAGCAGGCAUCUCAUGGGUAGUUAUUUCAGCCAUGUAUAUCAUCACAUGGUAGACCACCUUGUCAAGACCCUGCAAGCAUGAUGCCACCCCAAGGGUAUCCGUAUGCGUCCACCAAACCCCAAGCACCCUGGUGUCGAACAUGACGUCAUGUCAAGGUGGUUAGCACGAGUACCACCAAGCGUGAAGCCUUCACUCACCAAACAAGACAACUCCAUGGCACAAGGGUUUAACUAUCAAGUGAAGUCAUCAAGUGGCAAGCACGCAGGACAGUCAAGGCGUUAAGCAAGCUACAUCAAGCACCAAGCAGUGGAGCAGCGGUUACCAAGAGGCGGUUACACGGCAGUUACAAGGGAUGACUAUAAAUAGGAGAAAAGAAA
This is a messenger RNA of Linum trigynum, 1847 nucleotides long. Lineage: Eukaryota; Viridiplantae; Streptophyta; Magnoliopsida; Malpighiales; Linaceae. The record is from the annotation of a GenBank genome assembly.